UCACCGGAAGUGCUCUCUCACAGUUCCAGCUGAUCAGAAACAUGGACGAAGAUGCAGGGGCGUUGGACCCGAGUAUCCCGGAGGAGGGACCGUCAGCGCCCCCGCCUGGCUGGCUGCAGGACAUCCAGGGGUACCAGGGCCACCGGGGGGACGGCCCGGAGGGCGACCCGCUCUACCCCCCUCCCCCGGCCUACACCCCCCAGCCGGAGUUCAACCGCAGCACGUCGGUGCCCAGCGUCAGGGUCCCGUCGGUGUCGGAGGACGUGGCCAGAGACGCCCUGCUGAAGUUCGUGGAGUCCAAGUGGAACUACAGCGCCAAACCGGCCCGGAACAUGACGUUCAGGGAGCUGAGACCCGCCACCGUGUACCGGUAUCGACUCGACACCUUCACCGAGACCAGAACCAGCGCCUGGAAGUUUGAGGCCUAUCGCGGUGGUCAGGUGGUGGACGGGCCUCAGUUUGGCAGCAGUCCUCCUCCGUGGGACGUCCCGGUGUCGCCGCCCCAGAUCUGGACCGACAACUCGCAGAAGAUCCGGGUCCCGCACUCCUCGCUGGUGAAGACCUGCCACAAGUGCCACGGUUGUGGACGGACGCGCUGCAACAUGUGCUUCGGUAGAGGACAGAGACGCUGCACCCGUUGCCAUGGACACGGCCGCGUCAGGAACAAGCGCUGCACCACCUGUCACGGUCGGGGUCGCAAGAGGUGUGUCAGUUGCCGCGGCGACGGCCACAAGACCUGCUCCGUCUGCCACGGAGCCCAGAACCUGCUGCACUUCAUCCAGCUGACGGUGUCAUGGAAGAACCACGCCAGCGUGUUCGUCCCGGACCGCCAGCCCGACUUCCCCGACCAGAAGUUUGAGAAGGUUUCGGGAGACCCGUUCUUCAUCGAUGAGAACGUUCUGGUUUACCCCAUCCAGGGUUUCCCCGACCAGGAAGUCUGUGAUGUUUCCACCAAACUGAUCAACGAACAUCUGCAUAAGUUCACGUCCGUCAGCCGCAUCCUGCAGCAGCGUCAGACCAUAGAGCUCGUCCCGCUGACUCUCGCCCGUUACUCCUACAACGGGAAAGACUUCAGCUUCUUCGUGUACGGGGUGGAGAACAAGGUGUUCACCUCCAAGUACCCGUCAGCCUGCACCAUCCUGUAGGGGGGCACCCAUGGGUGGGGGGGGGGACCCAGGGGCACCCAUGGGUGGGGGGGGGGGACCCAGGGGCACCCCAUGGGGGUCUCAAGUGUAACCUAAACACAUAUCCAGACCACAGAACCGGUCCGGAUCCUCAGGGGACGGACCCGCAGAUGUUUACAGAACCGCGGGUGGAGCCGGACCGGAACCCCCCCCCCGCCGUACAUCUCCCAGAAUGCUCUGGUUUUUAAAAACUUCCAGGUUUUACCUCUUCAGAAGCCAAAUGUUCAGGUUUACAGGUUUUGCUGCUCGUCUUCCACCGGAGAAAGAACCGCCGUAACACCGUUACACCAUAACACCGUUACACCGUUACGCCGUGACGCUGUGACGCUAUCUCUGGGAACAUGAACCACUCCGGGUUUUAUACGUAAACUUUAUCAGAACUUUGUUCGAUUUUUCGUACGGAAGAGUAUUAGGGACAUGCAGGAGAAAAUUAAAAAUUAUAUUUUAGAGGAGGAAGAUUUUUUGUUCAUUAUGCACUUUGGGAAAAAAGUAGAAAUGUUGAGGAAAAAAGGCGAAAUUUCAAUUUUAAAUUGUAUUUUAACAUUAAUCUCAACAUUUCGAUUUUUUUCUCAAAGUGCACAAUAAAAAAAAGAUCUUCUCCUCUCAAAUAUUUUUUCUCCUGCCUGGCCCUAAUACUCUUCCGUAGAUUUUUCACUGUUUUCAUGUAAAACUGUAUUUUAUCUGCAGCGUCUUCCACCAGAGAAAGAACUGCCGUGACGUUGUGGCGCCUUUUUUCUUGAAAUUGUACUUCAACAUUAAUCUCGACAUCUUGACUUUUUUCUCGACAUGACACGCCGCGACACCGUGGAACCGUAACACCGUUUUGCCGUUACACCGUGGAACCGUAACACCGUGUUGCCUUUCUGACCUUUGUUUGAUCCUCCGUUAAACAUUUCACCGACCAAACUUUGAAGAAACGCCUCACAAACGCAGCUCUGAAUUCUCUGAAUUCUCUGGGAACAUGAACCACUCCGGGUUUUAUACUUAACUUUAGCAGAACUUUGUUAGAUUUUUCUAUAUUUUCAUGUAAAAACUGUAUUUUAUCUGCACAUACAUCUACGUUACGUUUACAGCUGAAGCAGCAAUGUAGAACCACUUACCCAUUUAUAUGUUAAUAAGUGACAUUUACCCACUAAAGUCAUGAAUAAAUAUGUUUGU
Cololabis saira (Pacific saury) is the source of this 2342-nucleotide messenger RNA. RefSeq names its product protein SSUH2 homolog. Bases 42 to 1145 code for a protein of 367 amino acids. NCBI's taxonomy places the organism in Eukaryota, Metazoa, Chordata, Actinopteri, Beloniformes, Belonidae. The record is from RefSeq and is a predicted model, not a curated record. Gene Ontology annotation, molecular function: heat shock protein binding. The transcript is spliced from 12 exons.